UGCCUGAAUUAAGCGUACCAUAAUUAAUUUCUAAAAAAAAAAUAUAUUUGACGCCCAUACUGAAUCACAAGAGUCGAAUUUACAGGGUCCAGAUCGGGAUUGCAGGGUGUACGCCAUCAUUCACAGCGGCCAGUACAGUACCACUUCCAUAUUGUGAAAGGUCAUCUAGGAUCAAAGAUGGCCUCCAACACUGGUCCAGGAUACAAGCCUCAGUAUGGAGCCCAUAGCAGUGCUACUAAACUGUGGGUGCUGAUCAACGUCAUAACCUGCGUCUUCUUCACACUAGCAGGUUUAGUCCAGAUUAAUGACCAAGACCCAUAUUUAUGGAUGCCUGUGUACCUCAUACCUGCUGCUCUGUGUUUCUCUAUCGUAUGGAAUGCUGAUAUUGUUGAGAAGGGUUGGUGGAGGAUGAUAGCUGUAGGACAUCUCAUUGCUUGUUUUAUCUGUACGUGUGUCUUAGGAGCAAUGGUUAUUCAUUAUAUGGAAGAUAGAGUUAUGAAUCCUCUCAGAUAUGAAGAAGGAAGGGAGCUCAGUGGUGUCUUGAUAGUGGAUGUCUGGUUAAUAAUCUGCUUAUGUCGUUGUUGUGGAGUAGUUAAAAAUGGUACAUCAACAGGGCAGAUCAGCGUGGUUAUGUGGCUAACACUCAUCAUAAGUCUAAUGCCGAUUGUUUUCUGGGGGAUGUGCUGCUUCUCGCGGUUCAACCAUUGCAUGGAUAUGUGGUGACUAGUCCCUUCCUCUUGGUCAGGUUAGAUACCCAGCCACUGAGACCAAGAACUAUUCCUCAUUAUCCCAUCAUGAGGGUUAUGAUGCAACUAUCAGACCUUCCACUGCAGUAUUCUUGGACAAUGUUCAUCAUGUAUUUGUAUAUAUUUGAAAUUGGACGUGCAGCAUCCAUUUGGGAUUCGGCUACACAUCGUAAUUACGAAACAUGUAAAUUGCCCAUACCUCGAUGUUCGUUAAUCCGAAAACGUAAAAGGGUCUGUUAAUCCGAACAUUUGUGGCGUUAUUCCGAAGGUUCGUUAUACUGAAGGUUCGAUAGUCUGAAAACGAAAUAAGGUUCAAUGUUUCGAAGGUUCAUUAGUCCGAAAACGAAAUGAGGUUCAUUGUUCCGAUAGUUCGUUAAUCCGAAAACGAAAUAAGGUUCGUUGUUCCGAAGGUUCGUUAGUCCAAAAACGAAAUAAGGUUCGUUAAUCAUUACGUUUUCGGAUUAACGAACCUUCGGAAUUACGAACCUCACUUUGUUUUCGGACUAAAGAACCUUCAGAAUUACGAACCUUCGGAAAUACGAACUUUCGGAAUAACGAACCUUCGGAAUUACGAAUGUAUGCGUUGGAAUUCAGUCUUGAAUAGUUCGGAUCCCGCGUUGGAUACAUUGCACAGCAAGAAGGGCCAGUGCUACUAGGCCAUCUGGAGUUCUAUUCUCUAGAAGAAGUGGAUAGACUGUUACAUGGUCAACUCGACUCCAUACGACAGGUGGUAUCAUUCUCUUCAUCAUAACCCCCUCUUUUUCGCAAGCAGACACACAAAGUCAUGGUGACUCUCAUUAAAGUGUGUUGAAAGAAACCUGUUUGCAUUUUGAUUGUAAUUUUCAAUGGAAAUUGAUUUUAGUAGAGCUAGUUAUUUUAGAGUUUAAUUUUGACUGACGUAUGAUUGAUUUUUGGGACAUAACGUUGACUUGUAAUUUCUUGCAACAUCCCUUACAGUUUGAAUAUUAUGCUACUUAUAGUUAGAAAAUUGAUUCCACCACGUUUCAAUUCGCUUAACCAUUUGUGAAAAUCUGACAUUUUUCAAGAAGACGACAAGAAUAUUAAAAAGCUGUGGAUAUAAAAAAAAUGAGAUUGUCAAAUCUAUGCAAAACAACCAAAUUGUUAAAUAUGCCAAGCAGGUCUAAAAGAUAUUACCGGUAUAUACAGAAUAGUUUCUUAAUUAUCAUGGACUAAAAUGAAGGCUAAUUUUGAAGUUUGAAAAUAACAGCAUACACAAGGAAUCAUGAUAUAUUAGAUGAUUCAGUGCUGAACAGGUAAAUUGUUUUAAAAUUUAAAAUAUAUUGAAAAUUAAAAAUAUAUUGAAAAUU
Molecule: messenger RNA, 2074 nt
Organism: Lytechinus variegatus (green sea urchin)
Lineage: Eukaryota; Metazoa; Echinodermata; Echinoidea; Temnopleuroida; Toxopneustidae
Product: transmembrane protein 220-like
Exons: 7
Coding region: 178-723 (181 amino acids)
Source: RefSeq, a predicted model, not a curated record